CCUGUGUGUGUGUGUAUGUGUGUAUGGUGUGUGUGUGUGAGGUGGGGGUGUCCGCCUGAUGUCAUUUGGCAGAAGGGGAGGCUGAGCUAGCGGUGGGCUUACGGCUGAAAAAGCACAACAAUAACGAUCCCGUUUUGCCGUCCAGACUGGGACAUUUAAACACUCGGCAGCGAUUUAAUUUCGGCUUCUCGCGGUCCUGGACGAGACGAUAAGAGGAGAGAAGCUGGCGGGCUAAUGGACUGAAAGAACCAGAUGCUUUUCCAGCGGAGAAGAAGGAGAACKGAGUCGCAUAAGCAAGGACGGGGUGAUGGGUUCUCGUUUUCCUGACGGGUAAAACGCAACGCUGAAACCACGGAUAUUUGGAAGAAAAGCGGUACUUGCCUGGCAUCUUCUGGACCUCCGUCGGCGUGACAUCGUGUCUGAAAUGCUAGCCCGGUGGCGGUGCCGUCCGUCGAGCAGCCUUUGGGCCGCAGCUCGGCACGCCGAGCCCGUAGCUGUCUGCUAGCUGCAGCUGUACCCGAUGCUGCUGCGGAUCCGACAGACAAAACAACGAGCACAGUUCAGGGCCCGACUGAGCGCCAGCUAAAUGAGGUGUUGUUUUUGCAUUUCUGGACCACAUCGGGCUUUUGCGAUGUGAUGCUUUUGUGCGUCACUUUUGAGCUUUUUGUAGCUGGAGGGGCUAACGUUGCUGCAAAAUGCACAGCGGAGCCACAACAGCAGGCUCCUGUUGUUGAAGGGGGCCAGGCUAGACAGACAACAGCCCACCCAGGCCGCUCAGCACCUGGGGUCACAGUUCGGACCACUUCCCGGCCUCUUUCACCGCUUCACUGGCUGACGAUAUGGAUAAACUAACCAUCAUUUCAGGGUGCCUGUUUCUGGCUGCAGAUAUCUUCGCAAUAGCCAGCAUUGCCAACCCGGACUGGAUCAACACAGGUGAAGCAACAGGCGCCCUUACAGUUGGUCUCGUUCGACAAUGUCAGACCAUCCAUGGACGAGAUCGAACCUGUAUCCCACCACGGCUGCCCCCUGAGUGGGUCACCACGCUUUUCUUCAUCAUCAUGGGCAUCAUUUCCCUCACGGUCACCUGCGGACUUCUCGUGGCGUCACAUUGGCGCCGAGAGGCCACCAAAUAUGCCCGCUGGAUCGCCUUCACUGGCAUGAUCCUGUUCUGCAUGGCAGCACUCAUCUUCCCAAUAGGCUUCUAUAUCAACGAGGUGGGAGGUCAGCCGUACAAGCUGCCCAACAACACGGUGGUCGGCUCGUCAUACGUGCUCUUCGUCCUCUCCAUCUUCUUCACCAUAGUGGGACUGCUGUUUGCAGGGAAAGUCUGCCUCCCAGGCUGAGGACUGCACCACGCCGGCCUCUGGACUCAAACAGGAGGCUCUGAAAAGUUUGAUGGGAUUUACAAAAACAAAAACUCUACUGAAAAUCAAAGACAACAAACUUUGUCGCAAAGCCUGAAAACAGGGAAGACCCCAUCCCCACAACCCCAUGCUUUAUGCGUCAAAGGGACCGCAGGCACCAUGGAGAACCUAACUACUAAAAGACGAAAAUAAAACAAAUUUAAAAAAAACGAAUAAAGCGAUAAAAUGGGACAUGGGCACAGUAGAAUGUGACGGAGGGCAGCCGAGGCCUUCGCAGCAGCCCGCCGCUGCUGAUUUCAGUUGCGACCGUCUCCUCUGUUGUUGUUCWGCUGGAAGGGGGCGGUGCUUAAUGUGCCGCUGUCAUGGCAACCGCUGCCACAAUGCUGGCACACAUUUCUCGAGGAUCGCUGCAGCCGCUCCUCCACUUCAUUUCCAGUCGCCCUCCGCGCUCAUUUGCUUCGUCACGACUGCUCCUCCUGCUAUUUAUGGCUUCWCUUUGCUAUUUUCAGUUUUCAAUUUUUGUACAAUUUCUUCUUGUUUUCCCUCCUCUCCUUCCGUGCGCAGCGCCUCUCCACUGAAGCAGCGUUAGCGUCGUUGAGCUUCACCAAGCAGAACCCCUUGAACGGGGGCUUGGCUCGAGAGCAGGUUGUAUUUUCGUCUGCCGUAUCUCACGGCCCCAGGUGUGCAGAUGAGGAGAGCAGCUGCACAUCUGGCUGGGUUUUAUUUUUUUGGCGCACAGCUGUGGWUGAGAGGUAGAGGCAGGUGUGCUUCCUCUUUAUCUUCUCCGGUUUGAACGUAGGAGCAGGUAGAAGRGCGGCGGUGACCUCGCUCACAAAACGUGGAGGUCAGACACCAUAAAGGAGAAUGCCACUCAGUCUAUUACCAUACAUAACAUUUAAUUAUACAGACAGCAACAAAGUAUUUGUGAAGGCAGCUCAGCUUUAUUCAGGCCAGCUGUGGUGCAGUGGUAAGGCAGCUGACUUGGGACCAGAAGGUCACAGGUUCGGUUCCCUCCGUGCUCCCCGAGUGCUUCAGCAUAUAGCUGCUCACUGCUUCACUUGAGUGUAUCAGGUGUGAUGGAUGCACAAAGGUCAUCGUUGUAUGGAAACAUGCUUUGAUGACACAACAUACUAGCACAUUACUAAAGCUAAUAAUGCUGAUGCUCGCCUCCUUUGACUGUGAACUCAGAGAAUAUUCACCUGGACAUAAACUCGUCUCUUAAGCCAUGUGGCCAUUUGAAAGUAUUUUCUAAAAUUCAACAUCAUAAGUUUUGACAGUAUUUAAUUUUCUCUACAGACAGUAAAAUUACAUACAGUAUGGUGUGAAAAUAACACGUGAACACUGAUAAGUCGUGGUAUUCUCCCUUUUUAAAGUUUGAUCGKGGAAAAAGUGAGUCAGGAACAGUUUUUUUGUUMUUGUUUUAUACAGUGAAGGCACUGGGACUGCAGGUCAGGUCCYUGCAUGGCACUGUACCUCGGGAUGCUGCUCGAGAGGUCUGUGAAUGUGACACACACACACACUCUCAACACAAUUUGUGAAUUGACAUAUAGAAGCUGCAGAUAUUAAACACGUUCAUUGUUGAUUACAGAUCUAAAGCUUCCAAUAGGUGCUUCUGUCAUAGUAUUAAUUAGUGCAUUUGUCAUGAAUUUAGAUUUAUCUGCUAGUAGAGCUUCAAAAGGUCCAGACAAACUGACUUUUCUUGUCAUGAUUCAUACUUUUUUUGGUGACUGAAGGUUGUAAAAAGAAAGUGUCUCACCUUGAAAUAAUCAAAGCCAUUUUCACACAGGCAGGCCUGAAACGUCCCUAGACAUUUUCUGAAGAGGGUUUUAUUUGAGAGCUCUAGUCYGCAGUAGCUAAAAUAAGAGUUGUUUUUCAGAUUUUACCCAACUUUCAGCAUCCAAAUGUGAGAAGUAACAAAAAAACAAGUAACAAAAAAAGGUACAAUGAGCAAUUGUCUGCUUUAAAAAAAGAAAAAACUAGUGUGCACAACUCCAGUACAAAAAAGGAGAGAGUAAAUGAGUGCACAAAGAACAAACUCAAGUUUGAGGCAAAAACACAACUUUUACUGAGUACCUUAUAUACAAUCAUCCUCUGCCUUGUGUGCACUUCUCAUACUUGAAGUAUUUUUAGUUGUAGUUUAAGUCUCUUUUGGAAAUAAUGUUCUGGACUUGAGUCGUUUUAUAUCUGCUUCACUCACUUGUGUGAAACGACAUGAGCUGUAAGCCAGGAUUUGAAUAUUUUUAAUCUAAACCAGGUAACAUUUGAUCAAAUUUGCACCGUCACCAUCAGUAUGAGCAGUGCAGAAAAUGGCAGUUUGACUUGGAUUUUGCUUCUUUUCGUGACACCUUUAAAACAUUAGAUCUCUGAGGAGGAGGGGUGGGGGCGGGGGGAUCACCAGACUUCCUGUUUCCUGUUAAAUCUCGGUGACAUUUUCUCAAUCCGGACCACGGCUGACUUGAUCAUCUCUGACACUGAAGCAAUGCAUGUUUUCACUUUCACUGACUCUCACAGAACAAUACAUCACUAUUAGCUCCCACUUUUUUUAACACUUUACUUUCCCACUGUUUCCAUAUGAAUAAGCUGGACAGUUUACAAACUUCUGCUUUAUCCAGAUCAAAAUUUAAGGCAGACAAAUGUCUUCCAUCUAUGAAAUUUGAAAAAACAAAACAAAACAAAACAUGAAUAUUAAAAGCCUCUCAGCAGGUUAAACAGAGCCAACCUUUAAUUAAUCAGUUCUUACAAAUCAUUUCACGAUGCUAAUGAUCAUUUACUGUAAUUAACAAGCAGUAGACUGAUACUUUUUUCUCGUCUAGUCAACGUAUCACUGCUCCUGUUUUACAUAUUUAUAUACAUCCUGUUUAUGCUCAACCAAAUAUGGGAUCAUAUAAGCUACUGACUCUCAGAUCUCUCAUGCAAAGGAUGUGUUUUGGUGUGUGUGUGUCGAAACAUUCACAGUUGCUCCGUUCGCCAAGUCUUAGAUUCUUGUUUUCUAUUUCUGUUUCCUGCUCGGCUUUUCUUAACUCUUAGUCUAACGAUGUAUACAGCUGAACUUUACAUUCUGCCUCGGUUGGUUUAGUAUUGUGCCAUGGCCUGUUUUUUGUUUAAAAUUGUACAGAUGACACAAAAAGGCAGGAUUUCUGUAUUAGGAAGCACUGUGCAUUCAACAGUAUAGGUAACAGACAUAGAAACACCACYGUUGUAUAAAAAAGGAGAACUUCUUACCUCAUUGUUUUUUUUUUCCUGCUAUUAUUUUCUAAUGGUGGCAACGUGUGUGCCCUCUGAUUUGURUCCUGCCUUGAUCGGAUGUCUACACAUUAAAGCCUAUGAUCAUAGGAAAUUAUUUAUCACUGAAUAAAACAACAAAAAAAUGGAUGUGUGACUCUGA
Molecule: messenger RNA, 4749 nt
Organism: Austrofundulus limnaeus
Lineage: Eukaryota; Metazoa; Chordata; Actinopteri; Cyprinodontiformes; Rivulidae
Gene: mosmoa
Product: modulator of smoothened a
Exons: 3
Coding region: 840-1343 (167 amino acids)
Biological process (GO): negative regulation of smoothened signaling pathway
Cellular component (GO): ciliary membrane; Golgi apparatus
Source: RefSeq, a predicted model, not a curated record